Molecule: messenger RNA, 1042 nt
Organism: Vitrella brassicaformis
Lineage: Eukaryota; Vitrellaceae
Source: the annotation of a GenBank genome assembly
AUCAGCGCAAAGCACAUGAAGGCAGGCCUGGGAAUGACAGAACACAGCAGAUCUGCCGUGCCACAUUGUCCUUUCUCUGUUCUUGCAGAUGCAGGUCCUUCUUGGCGCCGUUGUCAUUCUCUCUUUUGCAUGGUUCAGCGAGUGCGUGAACGGCCGGAGUGGCCGUCUGCGGCAUUCCCUUGCGCAGCCGAAGAUUCCCUCUCCUCACUUUAUGACCCAGAUCUUCACUUUGAAGGGUAGUGAGCCCAGAUCUGCUCGAAAUAUGGCUGCCUCCUUUGUUUUCUCCUCUGUCAAUGGUACAGAUUGCGGUUAUGGCGGGGACGUGUUGAGGCUGACGGCGGAUGACAUGCACGAGGUCAAGGAGGGCGACGCCAUCAAGCCCGUCUACAACCAGGAAGGUGUGCACAUGCCCUUUGGAGCGGAGAACGAUGGACACUUGCAUUCUCCUUCUUGUCUUUCUGUCUGUCUGUCUGUCUUUCUGUGCAGCCCCGUACGCUCACAACAUCCACAGCGUCGAGGUCAGCCAUCCUAAGAUCGACCUACAGUGAUUGUGAGUGUGUGGAUGCGGGUGGAUGUGUGGAUGCGAUGCAGCUGUGUGGUUUCGGUAAGGUGGAGCUCUUCGAGUUUGCCGACGGUGUGACGCUCACGGAGGGGGUGAGCCGAUGCAGGGGAAGCGCGUACGAGUGCCAGGUCAGUAUGCAGGCAGGGCAACGCACCAUACCAAGAGAGGAUGGUGCUCUGCCUGCACUGCAUGAUGCGCAUAUAUCAGUGUUUCCCAGUCGAUGCCAACAAGGGCGUCCUCAGCCUCUCGCGAGGUGAGGAUACUCAUCCAUAUCCCACAUCUCAUCUCAUCGUGCGAUGGCGGCCCAUUUCUGUCCUCUCAUCUCAUCUCCGUGUGUGUGUGUGUGUAUGUGCAGUCCCCAAUGCAUGCCAGCAGGAGUAGCUCGUGCCGACGCCUGCUGCAGUGGGCUAGCCUUUAGACAUAUGUGGCUGCAUGUGUGGAUGCAUGCCUCUGGUAUACGAUCGCAAAUGAGAAUGCGGG